This is a messenger RNA of Dromaius novaehollandiae (emu), 2117 nucleotides long. RefSeq names its product empty spiracles homeobox 1 (gene EMX1). Gene Ontology annotation, biological process: central nervous system development; neuron differentiation; regulation of transcription by RNA polymerase II. The record is from RefSeq and is a predicted model, not a curated record. Gene Ontology annotation, cellular component: nucleus. The coding region runs from base 925 to 1617 and encodes 230 amino acids. The transcript is spliced from 3 exons. NCBI's taxonomy places the organism in Eukaryota, Metazoa, Chordata, Aves, Casuariiformes, Dromaiidae. Gene Ontology annotation, molecular function: RNA polymerase II cis-regulatory region sequence-specific DNA binding; DNA-binding transcription factor activity, RNA polymerase II-specific.
CAAACUGCGGCGCGAACUCGGGACGGGCCCGCGCGGGGGCUGCGCGCCCGCGCCCCGCCGCGCCCCUCACCGCGGCCUUUGGGCGCCGGCGGAAAACCAGCCCCAAACCGUGACUUUUUAAAAAUUUCCCCCCCCCUCUCCUUUUUCCCUUUUUUUCCCCCCCUCCCCCCGGGUUUAUCCGCGGCCCGCGGGCAGAGCGCGCUGUUGUCGGGGGGGGGGGGGGCGUCGCGUUGAGCGGCGCGCAGUUUGCGCCGCCGGGCCGCGGCCGCGGGAGGGGAGGGGAGGGGGGGGAGAGGGUCGGGCUUCACCUCCCUUCCCCUCCCACCCAAAGCCCGGCGGGUCCUGCGAGCAGCUGGGGAGUUACGAACCGCCGCGAAGGAUAAUUUUUUUUUUUUAAAGGAGGGGGGGGAAAAAAUCACUUUUUCCCUUUUUUUCCUGUUUUUUAGGGAAAGAGCGAGCGGCUCCGCGGGGGACCUCUCCGCGGGCGCGCAGGGGCGGCGCAGCCGCGGCGCUCCGGCCGCCAACUUCGCGGCGCUUCUCCGGGCAGCGGCUCCAGUCCGGCUUUUCGGGCGCUCUCGCCGCGCCUCGGCCCCCCCCCCCCCCCCCCGCUCCCCCGGCGCCCCCCUGCGCGCCCCCCCGCGCCCUCCCCGCGCCCGCGGCAGGUGAGUCCGCCCAUCGCGCCGGCCCGCGCCAGGUACCGGCUUUAUUUGCGGCGCGGCGGCGGCGGCCCCGGGGGUGCGGGCAGCGCCGGGCACCGCGGCCGGCGGAGCGGGGGGCGCCCGGGGGGGGCCCGCGCGUGUGCGCGCGUCCGCGCUGCCCCGCGGAGGCCUCGUGCCCGCGCCCGCCGCGCGCGCGCCCGCGCAGGAACAGCCCCCCCCGCGCCCCCCCCCCGGCCCCCCCCCCCCCCCCCCGCCGGCGCGCACCAUGUUCCAGCCGUCCGCGAAGCGCUGCUUCACCAUCGAGUCGCUGGUGGCCAAGGACGCGCCGCUGAGCGCCGACGAGCCGCUGCGCCCCGCCGCGCUGCCCUACGCCGGCCCCGGCCCCGACGCCGCCGCCUUCGCCGCCGGCUUCGCGGGAGCCGCCGGGCGCUCGCUGUACGGCGGCGCCGAGCUCGUCUUCCCCGAGGCCGUGGGGCACCCGGCGCUGCCCGUGGGGCCGCCGCAGCUGCCGCCGCCGCCCGCCUUCUUCGGGCCGCAGCACCGCGACCCGCUCAACUUCUACCCCUGGGUGCUGCGCAACCGCUUCUUCGGGCACCGCUUCCAAGGGAGCGAGGUGGCCCAGGAGAGCCUGCUGCUGCACGGGCCCUUCGCCCGCAAGCCCAAGCGCAUCCGCACGGCCUUCUCGCCCUCGCAGCUGCUGCGCCUGGAGCGGGCCUUCGAGAAGAACCACUACGUGGUGGGCGCCGAGCGCAAGCAGCUCGCCAGCAGCCUCAGCCUCUCCGAGACCCAGGUGAAGGUGUGGUUCCAGAACAGGCGGACGAAGUACAAGCGGCAGAAGCUGGAGGAGGAGGGGCCCGAGGCGGACCAGAAGAAGAAGGGCUCCCACCACAUCAACCGAUGGCGGCUGGCCACCAAGCAGGCGGGCGGCGAGGACAUCGACGUCACCUCCAACGACUAGGGCCGGGCCGGGGGCCCGCGGCCCCCGCCAUGCGCAGGGACCCGGGGCGGCGCGGCGCCCCGCGCCACUAACUCUAGCCCGGCGGCCCGGCCGCCCAGAGACCAGGGUGAGGGGCACACUCCGCCGCAGCCCGGCCCCCGGCCCCCGGCCAGUGCAGCACCCCGGGGCGCCCCGCGGAGCAGCAGGAGGAAGAGGAGGAGGAGGAGGAGGCCCAGCGCCCCCGGGAUGCCGCCUUCCUCCGAGCCGGACGCCGUCCGGCAGCCGCGAGCUCCAAUAAAAACGUCCUACCUAGACGCUCGAUGUCCCCAACCCUUUUUCUUUCCCCCCGUUUUUUUUUCUCCCCUCCUUUCCUUUAUUUUUUUUUCUAUUUUGUCUUUUUUUUAACGCGUUUCGGGUUUAAUUUAUUCUCUCCUCCCCGCGCCCGUGUGCGCGCGGGCCCCGCCGUAGGUAGCCGGCAGCUGUAGCGUGUGUCACUGCGUGGAAAUAAAAAGCGAAACGGG